Molecule: messenger RNA, 1416 nt
Organism: Caenorhabditis briggsae
Lineage: Eukaryota; Metazoa; Nematoda; Chromadorea; Rhabditida; Rhabditidae
Exons: 9
Coding region: 1-1416 (471 amino acids)
Source: RefSeq, a predicted model, not a curated record
AUGUCAUUCGCUCUUCAAUUCUUAUUAGCAUCUACCUUAGUUUAUGGCGUUCUAUCAACGCAUCGAAGAAGAGCAGUGCCAACUGUUAUACCGAGUAUUUACGAAUUUAUAGCAGAAAAUGCGUAUAUUUGUUCUCCUGUGCAGCUGCCAGACGGAUCAUUAGUUACUUUUCUGAGCGAAGAGAAAGGAGCAAAAUGUGAAGAAUGCAAUCAUGUCCGGAUUCUUAUUAUUGAGUUAAUCUAUACGAUUUUAUUUCAGGCGUCGCUUGGAUUUGGAAAUGCUUGUGGAGUGAGGGUGAUGGGGAAUGUGAUGGACGAGGUUGCAUGUUUUGAAGUCCCCCCAUUGUGCAUCGAAGCGUUCGAAUUGCGUUAUAUGGCACAAAAACGACUGCCGUCAACAAGAAAGCCAAGAAAACGUCUGUCAUUUGUGAAUUCAAAGGAGGAAUGGGAACUGGCAAAAAGUGCUCGAAUGGAUGCACCGAGUACGACAACCAUGACAACAACGACGACACCAGUACCAAUAACUACAAAGACUACAACGAUGGUUACUUUUCCACCUUCAACUUCGCCAACUACAACUACUACAACAAAUCUACCCCAUCCAACUUUGAUUGAUGAAGAAAUAGAAGACUUUACUAUCACUCCGAUAGCCGUUCCACAGUUUAAACCUAAAAAGUCUAGAUUCACUGAAAAUAUGUCCCCUAUCUCCAAACAGCGAUCUGGAGCAUUCAAAAUUUCAAAAAUGAACGAUCAAAGAAAUGAUGAGAUGGUUCGAAUCGUCAAACGUAAAUUGAACUUUAUCGGAACCACCACAACUACACAGUCACCAGCACCGACACCAAAAGUUUGCGAGGAUAAACAUAGUCUCUGCUGUUUCUGGGCAACCACCGGCGAGUGUACAAGGAAUCCGUUCUGGAUGAAUAUCAACUGCGCGAAGACUUGUGGAACCUGUGAUUGUGAAUUAGGAACAGCUGAUAAAUGCGUUUCUUCGGGAAUCAACUGCACACUCCCCACCACCACAGUCGUUAUUACAACUACAACGACAACUCCAAAACCCACAACCACCACAACCACUCUGCCAACAACAACUACAACUAAGAAAAAGUACACCCGACCCUACACUCCACCUGCUAGCGGAUUCCGAAGAACUCAAUCCACGACAGCUAACAAAGCCAAUAGAAUUUAUACAACAACAACUCCAACUACAACUACAACAACAGCAACAACGACCACAGUCCCAACGACCACCACUGCUGACAAGUGCAAAGAUUAUCAUAAAGAGUGCAACUUCUGGGCAAUGUCCGGAGAGUGUCACACGAAUCCAUUUUAUAUGAGACCAAAUUGUCAAAAAGCUUGCAACUCUUGUGGAGAGCUGGUUGGGACUGUGUAUGCUCCGACUCCUCGGCCAGGUGACUAG